GUUCACUCCGCCCCUGUCUACCGUACCAGCCGUCAUGGCAUCCACGGGGACCAUCACAUAUCAGGAUGCCUUAGAUUCACAAUAUCUCUCGAGCUCCAUGUCGAGUCUGUCCCGGUCGCGCUCCACCAACUCGCUGAUUGUCCGAACGUACAAGCAGGCGACCCAGCUGUACCUCACGAAGCGCUUCAAGGAAGCUCUCGAGACGCUGGAGCCCAUCAUCACUGCACCACAGUCGAGCGAUGUUCCUGCCCAUGACGAUGCGACCACAGAAGGCGGAGAAUAUACUGGCGGAGCUGCGCCCGUUGCACAAAGCUCCAAGGGUACCCGGACGAAGGUCUGGGUCUUCUAUCUGAGCUUACUUCACGCCAUCAUCGACCUGGGCGCCGAACAGGGAAAAAAUUUGUUUGGAUCUGCCAAGUGGAGGCAACUGGCUGCCAAAGCAAGGGAGGGCUCGGUGUGGGAUGAGAUCGUCCGACUGGGCUACGGCGGGAAUGAAGGAGACGUAGAUCCAGAUGUAGUCGUGAACUUGGCCACGCUACUUCUUGGGCAUAUGCAGCAUCAGAGACUGAACCAGCAACGACUCGAGGCAUAUCUCUCCGCCUCAGCCGACGCGGCGCAAUUAGCAUAUCUGAACGAAGGAAUCGCGACGCCCAUGUCGAAUGGCACAUCUUCGCCCAAGGAAUUGACCACGCGGUUGAAGAUUCUCGAGUUGUAUACAUUGCACGCGCUCCCUGCAAAUGAUGAGUGGGACUACGCGCAGCAAUUCAUAGAGAUGAACGAUAUGCUGGACGAGGAGCGCCGAGAAGCAUUCCUCCACGCGCUGGCGUCGUUCAAGGAAGAGAAAGACGGCACGGCACAACGAGAGCGAGAGCUGGAAGAGCUGCGGGAGCGCGAGCUGGAGGAGCAACGCGCAGCUGAAGAAGCCCAGCGCAAAGAACAAGAACGCCAGGACGAGGAGCGCAAGAAAGCUGCAGAGCUCGAAAGGGCGCGUGGCGCAAACGCGCCAUCAGCAUCGUCCUCGGCGAGACCGACGAAUGGGCACAAGGCUGGACAUGCUACAGCAAGCAGCCAGCGACCUUCAGCGCAGUCCACAUCGAAGCCACCAAGCAAGCCUCAAAAGAAGGCUCGCGCUCCGCCUCCCAGUUUGUAUGCUCGUGCAACUUCCGUCUUCUCCAAUCUUCAGCAGAUGUUACUCGACGCUAGUCGUGGUAUGACCGGCAACAACAUGGCCCUCUUCCGUUUACUAAUGUUCUUGACCGCUGUCCUCCUGAUUAUCGCCCGAAGAGAUCUGCGAAUGAAGCUAAAACGGGGCCUCGAAGACAGUUGGACAAAGGUGAAGCAGACCGUAGGCAUGGGCACCAAAGUGUCCUACAUCUAGUCAGUAUCACCAUAUGUGAACGCCUUAACUCCGUG
This is a messenger RNA of Sphaerulina musiva SO2202, 1413 nucleotides long. RefSeq lists its product as uncharacterized. The transcript has a single exon. The record is from RefSeq and is a predicted model, not a curated record. Lineage: Eukaryota; Fungi; Ascomycota; Dothideomycetes; Mycosphaerellales; Mycosphaerellaceae. The coding region runs from base 35 to 1378 and encodes 447 amino acids.